CUAACUUUUGCGGUACCUGUGACUAAUUAUGUCGGCUAGGCCUGAUGUGUGUUAGUACCAGCAUAUUACGCACGGGUAGUCCCUGUUAUUUUCUUGAUUCUGUGCUGCUAUCGUAAGUGUUUUAAUGCUUGGCCAGCAAAUUCGGCGCGGGGGUUCCUGGAUGCAUGAAGAAGAUAUCGAUCGAUUCAGCCCUAGAGCCGCAUUGCAGCCGCAUUCUGUACUAGGUCUUGUUUUUUUUUUUCCUCGUUGCUACCUAACCUAGCAAUAUCAGUAUCGAACAGACCUUCAUAAAACAUUUUGAUAACUGGUUUUCCCGACUAUAUAUAUAUACCUAUAUAUACUUGAUCUACAUCAGUGUGUCUGUCUAUAUCAGUCAUAGUUACAUACACGUUAUACGUACAUAACAUAGCCAGGGUGACUCACAAUGGCGAGAAUGGGAUUAUCCAGUUUCCCCAGCUCUCCCUUCGGGGGCCUCAGCGGGCCAAAUAGUACUCCGAUCCGAGUCCUCAUCGCGCUCGCCCCCGUCGCUAUCCCCGCUGCUUAUAUCGUCUAUCUCCAGCGCUCGCUUGCGCGGCACACCGCUGCUUCGGCACUCAUCUCACCGCCAGAUUCCUUGUCCUCCGCUUCUUCGGCCGAAGGCGCCAGCGACAAGGAUGCGCUCCCGUCUGACGUCCGGCAUCAUCCGGAGCAGUACGUCGUGGCGCGGGAGCGCGUGACUUCGGCCCUGGUCCCGGUGUCGUCGCUUCGGCCGGAAUUCAUCUCCAAGAAGGGUAAUCUGAGCGGCCUGCUGGAUUCGUAUCUCAGCGCUACUAUGACGGCGUUCUCGUGGACGCCGCAGGCGCUGCUGCUGGCGCGCAUGGCCUCGUCGCUCCCGGAUCCGGAGGCGUACAGGCGCACUUUCGACGCGGAGUACCUCGCCGCGUGCCGCUUCCGGCCGGGGGACCGCGUGUGCGGCGUGUACGUUGUGAGGAGCCGCAGCCGGAGCAAGGGGCGGGUGGUGUUGGAUUUGGCGCCGCCGGAGGGGUGGACGGGGCCGGUUGUUGGGGGGGCGCUGGUUGUUGGGUUUGAUGUUGUUGAUGUUGAUCGUGCGGGGAGGGGGAGGAGGAAUGAGAGGGAGAGGGAACGAGAGGGGAAGGGGAAGGGGAAGGAUGAAGGGGAGGGGGAGGUUAGGUUUGUGAAUGAGACGGUUAUGUGGAGGGAGAAGGAGGGGGGGAAGGCGACGCUGUUGGAGGGGUGGGUUGGGAGGUGGUUUCAUACUAUGAUGGCUAGGUGGUUGGUUGUUAAGGGUGUUGAGGCUGUGACGGGGGGGAAGAAUGAGUAGAGAUGUAGGUGCCUAGUUUGAAGAUAUGGUUUUGGUAUAUAGGCAUGGGUAUAGGUAGCAUCGCUCUGGUCCGAAGUAUUGCAUAAUUCCCACUCCAUGUUUAUUCUUUAUCUCAUAGCUAAGACAAUUAGGGCCUAUCAAAUCUUGGUACUAUUCGAUUGGGCCUUUAGUAAACCUCAGCCGUAGCUUAAAUAGGCUAUCCUAACUACCUGGUUAGGAUAGGAUAUUGAGCUACCAGGUGUGAUGGUAUAUAUAUCAACAUCGUAUAUCCGUGUCUUUCUGAGCUAGCUAUGUAAUUGUAUACGCAUCCGUUGUGCUAAAGUAUAUUCGUGUAAACACCAACCUUUUUAUCCCCCCUGACCUUUUCUAAUUUAGCUUCGUUAAGUUGCGUUUCAUGUCGUAAAUCUUCGUAUGGGCUUGGUGGCUAUGAACAUAUCAUAAUAAACUGUUUCUUUGGAAUGUAUUCCUUUGGCCUAAUAUGCUGAAUCU
Messenger RNA from Daldinia vernicosa, 1810 nucleotides. RefSeq lists its product as uncharacterized. Bases 425 to 1321 code for a protein of 298 amino acids. The record is from RefSeq and is a predicted model, not a curated record. Lineage: Eukaryota; Fungi; Ascomycota; Sordariomycetes; Xylariales; Hypoxylaceae. The transcript has a single exon.